This is a messenger RNA of Diorhabda sublineata, 2739 nucleotides long. RefSeq names its product LHFPL tetraspan subfamily member 2a protein. The transcript is spliced from 5 exons. The record is from RefSeq and is a predicted model, not a curated record. The coding region runs from base 300 to 965 and encodes 221 amino acids. NCBI's taxonomy places the organism in Eukaryota, Metazoa, Arthropoda, Insecta, Coleoptera, Chrysomelidae. Gene Ontology annotation, cellular component: membrane.
ACGUCACUGAUUCAUUUCUAGAACCACGUCUUGGUAUUCGUAUCGUAUCAGUUUGAGUCAUAGAACAGUUUUGGUUGAUUGAUAAAUUAUUCUGUGGUAAUAGACUCCUCAUACCGAGGCAACGGUCGGAAAAAAUUGUUUAUUUAUGUUCCUCGUGCUUAUAAAAUUAAUCUAUUUUUAGUGGUUAUCCAAUUUAAACAUCAAAAAACGAGAGUUGCGUGUGGUAAUAUACUUAUUCAUACAGGAUGGAUUUUCAAUACUCUACAUUUUAAAAAUUAGAUUAUUGAUGUAAUCCCGCCAUGUUAUACGUAAUAGUAACGGCCCGUAGUCUAUUAUGGGUACUUACUAGUCUUUUUUCUACGCUCCUAAUGCUCAGUGCCUUUCUAAGCCCUUCAUGGCUUCUAUCGGCACCCGAAACUGUUUAUUUUGGUAACGAAACUGUCACUUAUAGACCGAGCGUAGGUGUUUAUGCUAAAUGUAGUAAACCCAUCGGAUUUGAGUAUCCCGUGUGUACACUUUUAGCACUUAGAGGAUUAGCUACAGAAUCUUUUAUUUACCCCACACCAUGGAAAGCCGCUACGGUAUUUUUAGCGUUAGGCUUAUCAAUUAUGUCUCUUACUGUAUGUACUGGUCUACUGAGUUGCUGUUUUCAAAGUAUAUUCAAGAAAAGUAUAUUCAACGUAUCUGGAGCGGCACAAGCAAUUGCAGGAAUUUGUUAUAUAAUUGGAGUUAUGUUACACCCUAUGGCUUGGGGUAGCGAAAGAGUACAAAAACUUUGCGGUAGAGAAACAUCCGCAUUUUAUCCCGAUAAAUGCAGUAUAGGAAUAGGACUUUGGUUAGCUAUAAUAGCGACAGUACUAACUUUCGUUUGUUCGUGUUUAUCUCUACCAGCUGAAAAAUCUACCAGCAGUGAUAAAGUCCAAGAUAAAAUUUACGAAGGGCAGACUUUGAUAUGUUUGACAUAAAUAUAAAGAACCAAAUGUUGCCGAAUACGGACCUGCACAAGAAGAAAUUAUUUUGAAUACUCUAUCAUUAGAUAAAAAUAUAUCGAAACUUUAUUUUUUUUUCUUCACGUUGAAUGAAAACUAAAAGUUACUGAAUACGGAUCUGUUCUAAAAGAAAUUAUUUCUAAUAAUUUUCACAUUUAUUAUUUUAUUUGUUUUUUUUUCUAUGUUUAAUACGUUUAAUGAGAACCAAAUAUUGCCGAAUACGGACCUGCACCAGAAGAAAUUAUUUUGAAUACUCAUCAUUAUAUAAAAAUAUAUCGAAAGUUUAUUUUUUCUUUCGUCACGUUGAAUGAAAACCGAAAGUUACUGAAUACGGAUCUGUUCUAAAAGAAAUUAUUUCUAAUAACUCUCACAUUUAUUAUUUUAUUUGUUUUUUUUCUAUGUUUAAUACGUUUAAUGAGAACCAAAUAUUGCCGAAUACGGACCUGCACCAGAAGAAAUUAUUUUGAAUACUCAUCAUUAUAUAAAAAUAUAUCGAAAGUUUAUUUUUUCUUUCGUCACGUUGAAUGAAAACCGAAAGUUACUGAAUACGGAUCUGUUGUAAAAGAAAUUAUUUCUAAUAAUUUUCUCAUUUAUUAUUUUAUUUGUUUUUUUUCUAUGUUUAAUACGUUUAAUGAGAACCAAAUAUUGCCGAAUACGGACCUGCACCAGAAGAAAUUAUUUUGAAUACUCAUCAUUAUAUAAAAAUAUAUCGAAAGUUUAUUUUUUCUUUCGUCACGUUGAAUGAAAACCGAAAGUUACUGAAUACGGAUCUGUUGUAAAAGAAAUUAUUUCUAAUAAUUUUCUCAUUUAUUAUUUUAUUUGUUUUUUUUUCUAUGUUUAAUACGUUUAAUAAGAACCAAAUGUUGUUGACUACGGACCUGUACCAGUUGAAAUUAUUUCUAAUACUGAUUUAUUAGAAGAAAUGACUUUUUAUAUUUUAUUUUCUGCUGAAAGGUGAGAAAUGAGUGCCUUUAUAGUAAACAUAUCUUGAAAAUUGUCAACUUAUUACACCACAAAUGUUCAAUAUUUCAUUUUCAUUAAUUUAAUGAAUUCACGAGAUUUUUAUUUAUAUUAUUUCGGCAAUACACAGUUACCGAGACGAUUCAAGUACGAGACAAUCGACAUUAAAGUAUCAAGUUUACAAACUAAGUCAGAACUACUCGAUUCAUGGUGUGGAACGUGCGCAGAGUACACCAUAGAGAAAUGAUUGGUAUUCAGAAUUGUUAGGCGCUACUACUAUGGUGUAGCUUCCUUCGAUUCAAACCACAGACCAAUCAAAAAUACGUCGAAUUAUUACUAAAAAGUCAAUCUUGAUUCAAUCAUCAAAACUUUUUAAUCGUAAAUUCGGUUUGGAUAAAUUUUAUACAGAAUACGUAUAUUUGGAGUAAAAAUGAAUAUUUCGUGAUCAAUAAUAUCGAUUAUAUUUCGAUAUAUGGAUUUUUUUCUGCCAAGACGAGAGAACGUACUCUCGCUCUCGUGUAGUCUCGGUUUAUUUCGGCAAGUGUGUACUGCCGACAUUAUAAUUUCCCAUGAAUGUGAUAUUUUUUAAUUUUCAUAAAUUAUAGGAAUUUUUUUUAAAUAAUUUUUUUUUACUACUUUUUGUAUAAACCAAAUAUUUGAUAUGUACUUAUAUUAUUCUCAAAUUGGAAAAAAGGCUUUAAAUAUAUAUUAUUAUAGCUUUUCUACAUUUAUCGUAUCUUAAAAAUUUAUACACGUUCGUUUUAAUAUAAAAAAUGUGGUUAUACUCACA